Molecule: messenger RNA, 354 nt
Organism: Guillardia theta CCMP2712
Lineage: Eukaryota; Cryptophyceae; Pyrenomonadales; Geminigeraceae
Exons: 6
Coding region: 1-354 (117 amino acids)
Source: RefSeq, a predicted model, not a curated record
AUGGAUCUGAUCUUGGAGCUCGAAGACAAGUAUUUCUUUGACUGGAUGUACAGCAAAGUCUCACCCAACUAUCUUGCGCAGAAUGCAUCUGAUCCUGUACGCCAGUUCAUCAGCAUUUACCUCACCCUUACGGUGCACGGAUGGCUGUUGUACUUCAGUGGUGCGGGUUUGAGCUGGCUGCUCUUCUUCGACAAGAAAUACCUGGAGCAUCCGAAAAAGCUCCACAAUCAAGUUGCAAGGGAGAUUUCAACCACAUUCUUCAGCAUCCCGGUCAUGAGUGUCUUUACCUCUCCCAUCUUCUGGCUGGAGGUAACGGCGGACAAGCGUGCGAGAUCCUUGGCAGACCUUGUGUGA